Molecule: messenger RNA, 2223 nt
Organism: Glossina fuscipes
Lineage: Eukaryota; Metazoa; Arthropoda; Insecta; Diptera; Glossinidae
Product: deoxynucleotidyltransferase terminal-interacting protein 1
Exons: 4
Coding region: 12-1559 (515 amino acids)
Cellular component (GO): nucleus
Molecular function (GO): DNA binding; nucleosome binding
Source: RefSeq, a predicted model, not a curated record
UUAUAUUGGAAAUGGUUAUUCAAAGAAGUUGGAAAAUUCUAAGCGAAAGCGGUUCUACCUCAGCUUCGUCGACAGAAGCUAAUCGAUCUCCUACAGGACUAAAUUCCUCGUCCGAUGAUUCCAAUUGUUCAAAUCAGACAACUCAUUCAAUGGUUACAAGCGUAGCUAGUCCUGCAGCUACCUGCACAAAAGCCGAUGUUCCCUCUGUAGCCAUCACUUCAACUUGCUCAAUAGCUGAUACAAUGAAAUUUGUAACAACCCCUCAAAUGGCCGAGACUACGCUGCAAAAAUUACGGCAACGGUACAACUGCAGCAGUUCUAAUAGCACUGCAGCUGAGUCUGCUAUGCGCUCGCUGGAAUUGGUGCGUAUAGCAGUACAAAGUUCUUUUGAUAAGGAAAUUGACGAGUUAAUUAAAAAAUUUGUAGAGAAUUAUUUUAAACCAGCUUAUAAGAAUAUCAAGGAGAAUUUAGGUCAAGGUUCAGUAUCUGAAGAUGCAUUUCAGAAAAUGUCGUGCGCUUUGUUGGAAAAUGCGAAAUCUCAGUACAAAAUCUAUCGAUUUAAACCGCAGAAUGCAUUAGCGACUGUAAGUCCACAGUUAUUACCUUAUGACAACAAUAAUUUGCGUAUAGCGACUAAACGACCUGCGCCUACGAAACCUGCUGUUGCCGUUAUUGAAAUGCAGAAAAGAUUUUUUCCUGAUGAGAUGAUAAUACAACAGCUACAACAACAAAUAACCAAUAUUGUACCAUCUACAUCACAGAUCAGCGCUGUACAGAAUUCCAACUCCAAUAAUCAACAACAAUCAAAUUCUAAUGGUAUCGUACAACAACAAAAACUGAUGCCAAUGUCUCAGCCAACCAGAAGGCAAAUAUUCUGGAAUACGGCACACAUAUCAACCACCACCAAAUUUGUUUUAGACGUUCAAGCUAAUCAAGCAUUCGGCUUCGGCACAGACGGCAAGGAGCGUUUGGCUAGCAAGCAUCCUGAACUAAUACGUUACUUACCAGAUCAUGAAGAUCGCGAUUGGUUGGUAUCUCAGCAAAUAAUACCACAACAGAAUCGCAAUUCUCGAUUUUUAUUUUUAAUUUACGAUGAAGUCUGCCGUUUGUAUCAAACACAUGAAAUAUAUCGCAGUAAACCGAACAUUGAUUUAUCGCUAAUGAUGACCUUUAGCGUGGCCGACUUCAUAAUACAAAAAAUGAAAGUUUUCUUUGUCGAUUUGAACAUUAAAAGUCGGGGCUUGAUUAUCAAUUCAUAUUCGAUGACAGGCACUAAUACAAUGCAAGGUAACAGUCAUUUGCGAAAUGCCCUUCUGCAAGGGACGCAAACAGCAACGACAACUGUGGCGAGUAAUCAUUUGGCAGAUAAUUCUACUAUGCCGUCAGCUUCUUCAAGCAUUAGUUCAUCAGAUUCAUCGACCAUAUCAAAAAGCAAAUCCAGCACGUUAAGUUCAUCGCAUGCUACAUUAACGGCUCUUUUAAAUAAUCCUAACAUAAGCGAGAAAACGCUCGCAACUAAUUUAAACACAUCGACCCUACUAAACCAAUUAAAAAAAUAAUUUUUCAGUUGUAAUUUGAACAAAUUCUUAGCCUAAAAUGAGUAAUGGUUUUCUCUUUUUAGUUCAAAAACGUAUCUGACUAAGGGUAAUAUAUUUAAUUAUGUAUGCCGAUGUUUCUUUUAAAUUUCUGGACCAAAAUGACGCAAUAUACGAUUCAUUUAAUUUAGAAAAUUAAAUUAGUUUAGCAAUUGUAGAGAGUUGAAAAAAAUGAAUAAAUUAAAAAAAAAAUAAAGCAAUUCUGGUAUUUGAGUUUACUAUGUCAAAAUUAAUUUUUAUUUUCAACCCUUUAAAGUCGUCGCACAGUCGGUUCUUCCCUAUCAAUUUCAAUGCACCUAAGUACACUCUGUCUGUAGACUUUGACAAACGUGACAAUCUUCGUUUAGAAAGUUGCUUACAAUUCUCAAUCUUUGCGAACCGUGUUCAUAAAAAAGAUGUAUUAAUUAUAUAUUUUUUACUAGAAGCAAGGAAUUGCACAUAUAUUAAUUGAGUCUAGGAUGGCUUGUUGUGGCAAGCCGCAUAUUGAAAGAAAAUAUCAACCAAAUUACCGGAGUAAACCGCUUACACCGAAGUUUUACGCUCGCCAUGAUACCGAAAUAAAAGCACAAGAGAAUAUCCCAAUUUAUGAAAAGGAAUUAACCAGGCGUUGCAAAUACGAUCCUCGCAA